Messenger RNA from Aureobasidium pullulans EXF-150, 1368 nucleotides. RefSeq lists its product as uncharacterized. The transcript has 2 exons. Gene Ontology annotation, cellular component: fungal-type cell wall. Gene Ontology annotation, molecular function: glycosyltransferase activity; hydrolase activity, hydrolyzing O-glycosyl compounds. The record is from RefSeq and is a predicted model, not a curated record. The coding region runs from base 1 to 1368 and encodes 455 amino acids. Gene Ontology annotation, biological process: fungal-type cell wall organization; carbohydrate metabolic process. NCBI's taxonomy places the organism in Eukaryota, Fungi, Ascomycota, Dothideomycetes, Dothideales, Saccotheciaceae.
AUGAAGACAUUCCACGCUGUGGCUGCCUUGACCGUGGCAGCGGCCUCGGCCGUUCAGGCCAUGAUCACCUGCGACUCCAACAACCCUUGCCCUUCAAGCGCUCCUUGCUGCUCUUCAUAUGGAUUCUGCGGUGUUGGCGCCUACUGUCUGGGAGGAUGUUACCCCAAGGACUCUUUCAGCAUGGACUCUUGCAUGCCCGCGCCUGUCUGCGAGUCGUCCGACUACGACUUUAACAACAUGAACGGCUUCAUUGAGAACACGGAAUACUUGGGCGACCCGUCAAGCGGCAAUUGGGUCUUUUCUGGUGACCCGCUGAUGUACAACAACGAGGCUGUCUUGCUCACCAUGACUGAGGACUCGUCUGGUACUCUUCUCAGUAGCACACGCUAUGUCUGGUACGGCAAGAUGAGCGCCACCAUGAAGACCAGUCGUGGUGCCGGUGUUGUCACUGCCUUCAUCAUGAUGAGUGACGUAAAGGACGAGAUCGACUUUGAAUUCAUUGGUACCGAUGUUCAGACUGCCCAGAGUAACUACUACUUCCAGGGUAUCACUGAUUACGGAAACGAAAAGAACCUUUCUUCUCCCAACACUGACUCUCAAUGGCACACUUACACAAUCGACUGGCAACCCGACUCGCUCAGCUGGGAGGUUGAUGGCAAGGUCCUUCGUACUCUCUACCGCAACGAGACCUACAACGAGACUGCCGGCCAGUACCACUACCCUCAGACUCCUUCCAGAGUUCAGUUCUCUUUGUGGCCUGCUGGUAAGGCUGGCAACGCUCAGGGUACUAUCGAGUGGGCUGGUGGUGAGAUUGACUGGAGCAGUCCUUACAUGCAGAACGGAUACUACUACGCCAUGGUCAAGGACGUUACCGUCGACUGCUACAACCCUCCUGCUGGCUACAACAACCAAGGCAACAAGGCUUACUGGUACGAGAACAAGUAUGGAACCAACGACACCGUCGUCGUUGGCAACAACGGUACUACCUUGUCAUCGUUCCUUGCCACUGGUGAAGAGCCCAAGAAGGGUGCCAGUUCCAGCGCAAGCAACACUGCUACCAAGAGUGGCGGCAAGUCUUCUGCUUCAUCCUCUGCAACUGCUCAGCCUGAGACUAUUCCUGGUGUUUCCGGUGGUGGUUCGCGCGAGUCUGGCAGUGAUGUCGCCAGCGGCUCUGGCUCAUCAUCAGGCAGCAGUGGAUCGUCUGGCUCGUCGGGCUCUUCUGGAUCUUCCGAUUCUGGUGCCAACACUGGAUCCAGCUCCUUCUCUCAGGGACUCGAGACUGGCAGCGGUACCAACGAUGGCAACAGAGUUGUUGCCGGCAGCCUUGUCGCGCUCGUGGCCUUCUUUGCCGCAGCUAUGAUGCUUUAA